AUGGGGUUGAUCGUUUCGUCGUCCUUGACUUGGUCGGUUCGCAUUCAUGAGACUCCCGAAACCGUGAGAGAAGGCUACUGCGGAGCCUAUCUUUCCUUCUUUCACUCUUGCGGUCUUAUUUUCCCGAUCCCGGAGCCAAUACUCGAGGUCCUGGCGGAGCUUGGGUUAUCGCUUACCCAGCUUCUCCCGAACUUUCUUAGGCAUCUUGUCGCCUUCAUGGUUAAGGCUAGGGAGGAGGGUCUUGCUUUUGGUCUUAGCGAGUUUCGUCAGCUCGUUCUGGUGAAGCGGAAUAAGCAGAACCCUGGUACUUUCCUCGUGUCUCUGCGCCCAGUUCGCCACGUCAUCGAGGACAUCCUUUAUCGCGACGAGAAGUGGCACGAGAAAUUUUUUGUUUUCAAGAUGGAUCAAGCAUCUAUGGUUCCUUCUGGAAGCUCUUCAAUAUCAGAUGAGAUCCGUGGUCUGAUGAGGACUGUCUUCGCCUUGCUGGUGAGGACCGACAGAGCUCCUUUGGUUGAGGAGUCUGAAGACGAGGCCGAACAUUCCCAGGAGGUCGUAGCGACUCCUUCUGUUCAGACCCAGUCUUCAGAUCGGCUAACUAGACAGCUUGUGAGGAGGUCGUCGUUCCGAACUUCUGGGUCUGCAUCGAGGGGCCGAGCUUCUGGAAAAUCUCCCUUGAUCUCGAUUCAUGAUUCCGACGACGAAGAUGUUUCAGGAGAGAAUCGACCUCCUGUCUCGUUGAGUUCAGGCUCAGAAGAUGAGACCGUGGCGGAGACUCGCAAGCGACGUCGGUCAUCGGAGGGUGCCUUGCCUGGUCCGUCUCAUCCUCGGUUUGUUUCUGAGGGAGAUGUCAAGAGGGAAGCCUAUGCCAAGGUUGUUGUGGCAAGCUCUAAGGUGAUGGAAGCUUUUAAUGAAUAUGUCGUGACGAUGGAAGAUCAUCUCGUGGCUUCUCGGAACGAGAGCAUUGGUUUUGAGAUCAAGAGGCUUUCGAAGGAGCUCAAAGCCACCAAGCGAGAAGGGAAGAAGGAUGCCGAAAAGAUAGAAGCUUUGACUGAAGAAUGGAGGAGAGUUCAUCUGUAG
Molecule: messenger RNA, 1077 nt
Organism: Brassica oleracea var. oleracea
Lineage: Eukaryota; Viridiplantae; Streptophyta; Magnoliopsida; Brassicales; Brassicaceae
Exons: 5
Coding region: 1-1077 (358 amino acids)
Source: RefSeq, a predicted model, not a curated record